AUGGAAUCGGUACUGAUCUGUCCCGUUCCCGAUUUCUCGAAUACCGAAUUUGAUCGAAAGUUAAUCCCGAGUACCGGUACCGGUACCGUGCGCUAUCAUUCUCUCCAUCAUCUUUCGUCGUCUUCGCCGAGAAAAGGGUUUGAUAUGUCAUCUCAAUUAACCCCUUCGAAGAGGGGCCUUGAUGAGGGUGAGGCCUCAGAAGCCAAUGGGAAAGGGAAGUUGCAGAAGUCAACUCAUAUUACUUCCCAAAAUACAUCAUUUAUUGUUUUUCGGGUGGUUUGUCCUGCUUCUAAAACUGAAAGUGUAAUUGGCAAAGAAGGCAACAAGAUACGUGGUGCAAAUGUGAGGGUUGAGGAACCGAUCCCUGGCUGCAAUGAGAGAGUAAUUGUGAUUGAAGGAUCUGAUGGAAUCUCAAACGAUCAGAAGAAGGAAGCUGAUGAUGCAGAAACACAUGAGGAAGAUUUGGGUUCUUGUGUGCAGAAGGGUCUGUUUUGUGUGUUUGAAAGAAUGGUGGAAGGGGAAGCAGAAACGAAUGAAGAAACAAUUGUUGUGAGGCUACUUGUAGUUUCUUCUCAAGUGGGCUGCCUUUUGGGAAAAUCUGGUGGUGUAAUCAAGCAAAUGGCUUCUGAAAGCGGGGCCCAAAUAAGGAUUCUUCCUAGGGAUAAACUUCCUGCAUGUGCAUCAUCUUCUGAUGAAUUGGUUCAGAUUUCUGGAGAAGUGAGUGCAGUUAGGAAAGCGCUUGAAUCUGUUUCACAGCAGCUUCUGGAUCAUCCAGGUCGAGCUUGGGAGAAGAGUGAUUCUUUGCCUGCCAACAAUGUGAAUGCGAGUAAUAGCAAUAUUUGCGAGCAAGACCCGCAUCCACAACAUCAUCCAAAUGGACGAGGAGCAGGGCAUCGUGAGGGAGGGCGUUUUGGUCCUUUCACAGACAUGCUAACCUACCGUUUGAUAUGCCCUGAUGAGAAGGUGGGAGGUGUAAUUGGAAAAGGAGGGGCUACCGUGAAGGCACUUAAGCACGAGACUGGAUGUGACAUUAAAGUCCUUGAGAGAAGUGUUGGGUCAGAUGACCGCAUCAUUGUCAUAUCUGGACCAGCGGUCCCAGAUGAGCGGAUAUGUGCUCCCCAAGAUGCGGUUCUUCGUGUACAGACAAGGAUAUUUAGGGCUGCACCUGAGACCAAGCCAGUGACAGCAAAAGUCAUAGUGUCUGCACAUCAGAUUGGAUGUAUCCUUGGAAAGGGUGGUGCAGUUAUAUCUGAAAUGAGAAACUCUACUGGGGCUUUUAUUCGUAUUUUAGGAAAGGAUCAAACUCCACAGUAUGCUGCUGAAAAUGAAGAAGUAGUACAGAUAAAUGGUGAGUUUGAUGCAGUUCAGGAGGCGCUUUUUCAAAUAACCACAGCCUUGCGGAAUCAUUACUUUCGGGAUGCAUUUCCCUCCAUGAAUCAUCCUCCAAAUCCUGAUCAUGGCCCACCCUUUCCAUCAUCAUACAUGGGAAUGGGAAUGGGAAUGGGAAUGGGAAUGGGAAUGGGGAGGUACUCCACCUCCUCUUUCAACCGCUUUGAUGAUCGUCCUCCCCCUCCAUAUAUGCAUGAUCAACCAGGGUUCUCCCACCCCCACCAACCAUGGGCUCCUCAGGGUAUUGAAGGUGGACCUAUUGGCUUUUCUGAAUAUGGAGGAGCGGGAGCAGGAGCCCCCCAAAGGAGAAUGGGUGGAUUUGGAGGAGGAAGCCACCAAGCUAUUAUUACAAACACUACUGUGGAAGUGAUUGUCCCACGCAACGUUGUUCCUUGUAUAUAUGGAGAGGAUGGUGGAUGUCUGAAACAAAUUCGUGAGAUUUCUGAUGCUCGGAUUACAAUUACUGAUCCAAAACCCGGAGAAAAAGAAACUCUCAUCAUAAUAUCCGGUACACCUGAGCAGGCUCAUGCCGCACAGAGUCUUAUUCAAGCUUUUGUGAUUAGCGAGACCCAAGUUUCAGUUUCUUGACCAUUCUUUUUUUAUUUUUUCAUAUUUCAGUACCCACCAAGGUUUGAAAUUCAGUUUUGUUUGUCAUUUUGUAUUUAUCAACUUCUCAAACUUUUCAUACCUUACUAAUUUAUAUUUUCUUAGUUAUUAUUAUUCUUAGGCUAUGUUUGGCAUCACAGAUUUAAACUUAUUUUUCUCAUGUUUCACAAAUCAACAAGUACCUUAUAAGUUUUUUUAGACUAG
Messenger RNA from Lactuca saligna, 2199 nucleotides. Lineage: Eukaryota; Viridiplantae; Streptophyta; Magnoliopsida; Asterales; Asteraceae. The record is from the annotation of a GenBank genome assembly.